AUGGAGAAGCGGCAGUCAUCGGCACAGGCCCAGGUUCACAUCGGCUAUGGGGACAGGGACCAGGCUGUUCAGUCCCUCCCAAACUUCCCCACCUGGUCAUUCCUCAGGUGCAAGAAAUUCCAGGCCAAGAUGCCACACGGUCAAGGGGGUCUCCGCCUUGGCACUCCCCCUGAGCUCCGCACCGACGGAGACGAGAGGCUGGGCGAGCUCUUCUCCAGCGCCACUGGCGGCUCUCCCCCUCGCCGCAUUGCGUGGGUCACAGGGGCUGGGGUUGGGGGUGACCCCGAGCCGCCAGGUCCGGGUGAUGGGCCCCCCGAAGCCGCCCAAACCAUCCCAACACCAGAGCCCCACAAGCCUCGCCCUGUGAGCCUCUCCUUGCGGCAGCCUCAUCAGCCAGUCACGGCCGUCACACGAGUCUCCGAGAAGUUCUCUGGGGAGACCUCAGCCACAGCUCUCUCGCCCACGUCUGCUGCCAUCCUGGGGGGCCUCAGCUCAAGCCCCAGCGCGGCCACCACAUCCUGGACUCCCAGUCCCAGUGCCCAGCCGCUGCCUCAUUUCACAUUCAGUGGGGUGGAGGCCCGGGGCCUGUGCGAGCUAGUGAUGGCCAGAUCUGUGCUCUUGACUCAGUGGUCUCUCCUCAGCCCACCUCGGGUGACGCCACCCCAGUCGUCCCCCUCCCCGCAGCCGCCAGCCACGACUCAGGCCCAUCGGCAGGGGGAGCGUCGCCGGGAGCUGGUGCAGUCACAGACGCUGCCCCGCACCUCGGGGGCACAGGCCCGGAAGGCAUUGUUUGAGAAAUGGGAGCAGGACACAGAAGCCAGCAAGGGGAAGGGCGAGACCCGGGCAAAGCUGAAGCGCUCACAGAGCUUCGGAGUGGCCAGCGCCAGCAGCAUCAAGCAGAUUCUGCUCGAGUGGUGUCGCAGCAAGACCAUCGGCUACCAGCUUCCUUGGGAAGCUCUGCACCACCUCACCCCCACCCCUGCGCUGCUGGAGCCUGGGGCCACUCUGGUCUGCAGCCCAAAUCCUGCCUCGUUGUGCUGGGGGGCCAGGCUGGGGUUGGAGAGAGGGCCUGGCAGGACGAGUCAGCUGAGACUACUUCUGUACACGGAUGUGGAGUCAAAUGGAGAGCUGCCUGCAGGGCCAUACGAAGAUGUUGCUGUUCCACGUCAAGUUCUGCAGGAGGCCCCCUAUCAGCCUCCAGAGAGCCCUGAGGAGGUGGAACCUUCUCCAGUCCAGGAGGAAGCUGCGUCUCAGCCUCCAGAGAGCCCCGAGGAGGUGCAACCUUCACUUGAGCAGGAGGCCCAGGCUCAGCCUGCAGAGCAUCCUGAGGAGGCGGAACCUCCUCCAUUCCCUCAGGAGGCCCAGGCUCAGCCUGCAGAGCGCCCUGAGUAUGACUCUGCCCCACUCCAGCAAGAGGCCCCAGCGCAAGUUCCGGGGUCCCCUGGUGAGAAUGUACCUCAGUUUCCAGCGAGUGAAGAGGCAGCAGCUCGACCUGGAAGUAACUAUCCAGCUCACUCCAAGCUGUCCAGUGUUACACUUAAACCUGUGGAUUUGGAACUUAUGGUCACUCCAGAGCCUGCUAAGGAAGGCGAGUUUACCGCAGCCCAGCAGGAGCCCCGGCCUCAGCCUCCUGAAUAUUCUGUGGAGGCAGAACCUUCUCCAACCCCGCAGGAUGCCACAGGUCAGCCUCCAGAGCCUCCUGAGGAAGCUGAGCCUUCUCCAGGUGAACAGGGACGACCGGCUCAGCCUUAUGAGCCUAAUGGGGAAGUUGUACCCUUCUCAACCCAGCAGGAGAGCCCAGCUCAGCCCACAGAGCAUCCUGAGGUGGUGAACCCAGCCACCCAGCAGGAGAGCCCAGCUCAGUCUCCAGCAGAGAUAGAGCCUUCCGCAACCCAGCAGGAAAGCACAGCUCAGCGUCCACAGUCUCCCGCUGAGGCCGAACCCUCUCCAGCUCAUUCUCAAGAUCAUGUGACAACAGCUUCUCCUCCAGGCCAGGAUCAAGCUCAGUCUCUGCAGUGGCCCAGUGUCACUGUUAAACCUGUGGACCUUGCACUCACCAUAACUUCAGGGCCCACAAGUGAAGCUGGACCUUCUCCGCCCCAACAGGAGGCCUCAUCUCAGUCUGCAGGGUCCCCUGAGCAGUUGGAACCGUUACUGGUCGAGCAGGAGGUUCCGGAACAGCCUCCAGCCCCCUCAGGAAAUGGUGAACCUUCUCCAGUCCAGCUUGAGCCCCCAACUCAGCCUCCAGAGACCUCUACAGCUGCCACAGCUCAACAUCCAGUACAUAAUGAGGUGACGUUCUCACCUGCAGGGCCAGGUGAAGCUCAGCAUCCAGUGAUGCCUAGUACCAUAGGCAAACCCCUGGAUCUCACAGUUGUCAUCACUCCAGAGCCUGCUAAGGAGGCUGAAAGUUCCCCAGAGCAGCAGGAGGGCUCUGCUCAUUUUCCCGUUUCCCCCGAGCAGGCUGAAAUUUCUCCAGUCCAGUCUAAGCCUCUUUCUCCGUCUCCGGAGCACCCUGGGAAGGUUGAAUCUCCCAGGACAACAAGAGGCCACAGCUCAGACUACAGGUCCCCCUGAGGGGGUGGGGCUUUCUUCGGUCCAGGAGGAAGCCCCGUCUCAACCUCCAGAGCCACCUAAGGAGGUUGAGAUGACAGUUGGAAGACCAGGACAGAAUCACGCUCAGCAUUCCAGCUCGCCCAGUGUCACUCAUAAAGCUUUGGACCUGGGGCUGACCGAGGCCUGGCUCAGACGCAGCAGCCUGAGGGCACCAGGGAGGCCCGGCUGCAGCAGGGGCGGUGGGGUCUGUCCUCUCCCACCCUCAUCUCAGCAUCAGGAAAAUCUGUUCACUGUAGACUGGAGGGACUAGGGGCUGGAGACGGGGGAGAGCCAUGAAAACAGCUCCUUCCUUAAAAGAAAGGGUGGACAAAUCACUCCAUCGUUACUCUUCGUGUCUAGGGAGACAGAGAGAUGGAAAGAGAGACCAGGGUAAGGACUGAGACAAGAAUGAAAAAUACAGAGAAGCACAGAAGUACAGAGAGUGUAGACAGAAAGGUGCCAAGACAGAAAUAGAUACAGACACUGGGAGACAGAGAAACACACACCUGGAGGGUGUCUGGAUGGAAGGUGCUGGGAGACGGGGUGGGGCUGAGUCAGAACUGAUGUGGGGGGAUGGUCGUGCAGGAAGCCGAGCCGCUGAGGCCCUGAGGGUUUGGGGUCCUUGGGGAGUCUGGGACAGAAGGGCCUAGAGCCACGGGUUCCCCACCUACCAGUAUGGCCUAUCCAAGGACGGGGCUGGGGCUGAAGUAGGUGUGCGGAAGUGUAUCCAGUCCCCUCCCAAGGCUGCUGGCCUGGGGUCCCUGGAGCUGGGGACAGGUGCCUGCCUUUCCGCGUCCUCCUCCCGAACUGUGCCAGCUGGCCCCGUCCCCCCACCCCAGGCCAGUGUCAGGUUCCAGGCUGUUCCCCGGGGGAACUUUGAUCUGGAAAGAAUGAGGGUGACCGAGCUGGCGGCUGCCCAGGGCCGAGCCGUGCCACUGAGACCUGGCCUGGGCUGCCCCUGCCACCUUCCCACCUGUGGGGGCACCAGGCAGUCACUCCAGGGCUCAGGAGACACAGGUGGGGUCUCUUCUGCUUUCCUGCCCCCCUGUUCUCUCCACUUCCAUUCACUGUUCAGUCACUAGUUCCUGCACUGCUCCAUUCGGCGCCCCUCCCUUCACUCACUCAUUCAAAUGGCUGAUGGAGCUGGGGGCUGGGCCAGGGGUCAGAGGGAUGAGAGAGGCAGGGCCUUGCCCUCUCAGGAGCCCCAGAGAUCACUACUCAAGACAGACAGCAGCUCCACACUGGAGGAGGGAGCCAGGGCAGGAGAGGAGGGAUAUAUUUCAAUGGGCAUGGUGGGCGGGGAGGGGAGGGGAGGAGUGGUAACAGGCCUCAUCAGGGACGGCUUCCUGGAGGAGGUGGCAUUUAAACUGGGCUCUGAAGACCUAAAGAAGGGAGUCUGCCAGACAGGAUGGCAAGUGGAAGGGAUGCUUCAGGCAGUGGGACCAGGGCAGCCACAAAGGCAGAAGUGUGGGAGUUUGUGCAUUUUGCCGGAAGGGCCUUGAAAUGCACCUUAAGGCAUUCGACCCACUGUUGGUGGAGGGGAGUCAUGGGUCAGAGGGAUAGUUUUGUUAGAGAAAGGAGACUCGGGGGGGCUUGCAGGGGAGGUGGCAGCCUGGUGGUGUGGGUGCUGGUCUCCUCCAGGCUUCCCCAAGGAGGUGCUAGCGCCCGCAGAGACCUCCCGUACCGCUCCAGCCCCAAGGGGGACUCCAGAAUGAUUCUGAGGAAGCCCAGCUUGUGUGUGGGCUGCAAAAGGCUUUGGAGGGCCCUGGCCCAGGCCAGAGCCCAGCCCCCUGCCUCUGCCCAGCCUCCCCACCCCCACUGCUUACUUGGAGUGACACAGCCUUUUUCUGGGCUGAAAGCAGACACUGCCUGGCCUGCGGGGCCCCUGGGGAAGGCCCAGGGAGCCACAGCCCUGGAGCUCUGCCUCCCCCAGUC
Messenger RNA from Camelus dromedarius (Arabian camel), 4530 nucleotides. RefSeq names its product leucine-rich repeat-containing protein 37A3. The record is from RefSeq and is a predicted model, not a curated record. Bases 1 to 2577 code for a protein of 858 amino acids. Lineage: Eukaryota; Metazoa; Chordata; Mammalia; Artiodactyla; Camelidae. The transcript has 10 exons.